AUGGCAGAAUCGAGUAAACACCUUGUCAAAAUGCGCCCAAAAAACGACCCGGGCUCCGUAAGUGAUACAGCACUUUGUUUCUUACCCAUCACGACAACAAAGCCCUGCAAUCGUCGCGACGUGGAGCUUCGCCUAGCAAGUGCCAGAUCUCAUUUAGCAAAAAUAUCACAUCGACGCAAAAAGAGUACCGUGAACGGGAAAAACGAGAUCAUCAGUGUCUCUGAACAAAUCGAUUGCCGAGAUCAAUAUCACCUCACUCCCACGUUAUUCUGCGUUGUACCAGACAGAAUCCUUAACCGACAUACUGCCAUGCUAUUACAAUAUUGCACACAGUCAUUUUGGCCAGGCUUUGAGACCGGAUCAGCAGCAUUCCACAUCCCUUCUUUCGCACGCGACUACAACACCCUCAUCUCGCAAGGACCAGGUCUAGUCCACGCUCUCCUAUGGUCCGCAGCCGUAAGCCUCAGCUACAGAAGAAACGUGAGAGUCACAGACAAAGACAGCUUGAUGCAUUACAAUCAAGCGUUAAGAUACAUAUCACAGGAUGUCGCACGUCCUGUGGAAGAGAUAUCAGAGCAAACCAUGUAUGCCAUUUUGAGCAUCACCGGCCCAGAGGUAUCACCGGAUGAUGGGAAUGGCAUCGUUAAGAGAGCGUUUGACCCACCGUUGGCGGAAUUGUCCUGGCUACAUGUUUAUGGCAGGAGGCUUCAUAUUGAUGCACAUGCAAUGGCAUUGAUACGGAUUGUUGAUCUGAAAGGUGGGAUCCAUAAUCUCAAGUCUUCAGAUUUCCAGGCUUCGUUCAACUACAUGGAUCUUACACGAGCUUCGCAGAGGUUGAUCAGGCCACAUCUCCCUGUCUCUAUGCUAUAUGGCAAAGUUAGAGAGACCCAUGAUAGAAGGAAACUCUUUGGCUACGCGGGCGACCUUACUCCCGCGUCAUGUACCGAUAUGACGGAAAGUAUACGCAGGUUGAGUGAGCUUGGAUUAUCAUCGGAUCUGGAAGAGGUCAUCCUCGACAUGAGGGCGUGGGUCCAAGUCAUUGAAGGUUACCAAUUUGGCUUUUUGACAAACCAUGACUCUUCACUUCUCACUGCCCACCGAGAUCUCAUACAACAACGAUUACUUACAACUCUUCCCAAAGAAGAAGAUGUUGUCAAUAUCGCUGUUAUUGAACAAGGUGGAGGUGCCGGUAGUAAACCUGCGGAGUGGAUCAACGAACUUGUACAAACAGCAUUGCUUAUAUUCUCAUUCGGCGUCACUUUCCCGAUCCCAUAUGCCCCGCCUUAUCAUCAGCUGUCAAAACGACUCAAGACUCAACUCGAACAACACAUGGAUCAAGCUCUUGAACUACAGCUUUUUGAUCUCUUGACAUGGCUCGGUAUGUUGGGUGUACUCUGCUCUGAGCAAGUCAGAAGCGAUCUUAGAGUCUGGUUCGUCUCUUUCUUAACCGCCGUAGAAACAAACCGCACAGGUAUAUCCGGUACAAGGGACUGGUUAACGGUGGUUACAGGGUCUUUGAAGCCAUUUUUAUGGUCUAGGGUGUCUUGCGAUACAGCGGCAGAAGAAGCAUGGAAGGAAGUACAAGAAGGCUCAAGAGGUUGGGAAAGGACGGCUUGGUCAGGAAUUCUGGGAACUAUUUGCGGAUAG
Fusarium poae is the source of this 1647-nucleotide messenger RNA. RefSeq lists its product as uncharacterized. Lineage: Eukaryota; Fungi; Ascomycota; Sordariomycetes; Hypocreales; Nectriaceae. The record is from RefSeq and is a predicted model, not a curated record. The transcript has a single exon. The coding region runs from base 1 to 1647 and encodes 548 amino acids.